Oncorhynchus masou masou (cherry salmon) is the source of this 2153-nucleotide messenger RNA. Its product is annotated as zinc finger protein OZF-like. Gene Ontology annotation, biological process: regulation of transcription by RNA polymerase II. Bases 9 to 1631 code for a protein of 540 amino acids. The transcript is spliced from 2 exons. Gene Ontology annotation, cellular component: nucleus. The record is from RefSeq and is a predicted model, not a curated record. Gene Ontology annotation, molecular function: DNA-binding transcription factor activity, RNA polymerase II-specific. NCBI's taxonomy places the organism in Eukaryota, Metazoa, Chordata, Actinopteri, Salmoniformes, Salmonidae.
CCCCGACCAUGCGGUCACCAAGCUACUUCCCUGCUAAAGGAGAGGAAGAUAUCACAGUAAAACAAGAAGUAGAGAGUGAGGCCGUUACUGUGAAAGAAGAGGCGGGCGAGUUCAGAGUGAAAGAGGAGGAGGAUGAUGUUACAGUAAAAGGAGAGGAGGAUGCAGUUUAUGGAGUGAAAGAGGAGGAGGAUGAUGUUACAGUAAAAGGAGAGGAGGAUGCAGUUUAUGGAGUGAAAGAGGAGGAGGCAGAGUUGACUGUUACAUCGAAAAGGGAGGAGGAGGGAGAAGAGGAGGCACCUGGAUAUCUGGGCCCGGUUUCCCAAACGCAUCUUAAGGCAUCCAAUGGUUCUAACGAAGAAUUUAGCCAUAAGAUGGUUUUGAGAAACCGUUCCCUGAUUAACACUAGAGAGAUACAGGACUACCGUGGAUCCUCUGGGGAGCCUCAACCACCUCAUGAUGCUGACAUGGUAGAGAGGAGUCUCUCCAUAUCAAAAGACCUCAAGAAACGCCUGCAGAGACCCACAGGGAAGAGAAGUCACUGCUGCUCUGACUGUGGGAAGAGAUUCACCUCCUCAUCAGGCAUUAAAAUUCAUCGGAGAAUCCACACAGGAGAGAAAUCUUCUAGCUGUGGUCAAUGUGGGAAGGGAUUUGCUACAUCUGGCUCUCUGACUGUACACCAGAGAAUACACACAGGAGAGAAACCUUAUAGCUGUGGUCAAUGUGGGAAGAGUUUUGGUCAAUCUGGAGCUCUGACAGUGCACCAGAGAACACACACAGGAGAAAAACCUUAUAGCUGUGGUCAAUGUGGGAAGAGUUUUGCUGCAUUUAGAGUACUGAUUCGACACCAGAGAAUACACACAGGAGAGAAAUCUUAUAGCUGUGAUCAAUGUGGGAAGAGUUUUGUUCAAUCGGGAGCUCUGACAGUGCACCAGAGAACUCACACAGGAGAAAAACCUUAUAGCUGUGGUCAAUGUGGGAAGAGUUUUGCUGCAUCUAACACUCUGACUCUACACCAGAGAAUACACACAGGAGAGAAAUCUUAUAGCUGUGAUCAGUGUGGGAAGAGUUUUGCUGCAUCAAGCCAUCUAACACUACACAAGAGAACACACACAGGAGAGAAACCUCAUAGCUGUGAUCAAUGUGGGAAGAGUUUUGGUCAAUCUGGAGAUCUGACAGUGCACCAGAGAACACACACGGGAGAGAAACCUUAUAGCUGUGUUCAAUGUGGGAAGAAUUUUGGUAGAACUGGCCAUCUGACUCGACACCAGAAAACACACACAGGAGAGAAAUCUCAUAGCUGUGGUCAAUGUGGGAAGAGUUUUGGUCAAUCUGGAGAUCUGACAGUGCACCAGAGAACACACACGGGAGAGAAACCUUAUAGCUGUGUUCAAUGUGGGAAGAAUUUUGGUAGAACUGGCCAUCUGACUCGACACCAGAGAACACACACAGGAGAGAAAUCUUACAGCUGUAAUCAAUGCGGGAAGAGUUUUACUCGGCUAAAUGGCCUGACGGGACACCAGAGAACACACACAGGAGAGACACCGCAUAGCUGCGAUCAAUGUGGGAAGAGAUACUCUGAUAAAAGAUGUCUGAUUAAACAUCAGAAAAUACAUAAAGGAGUUGUUUCAUGAUAUCAAUGAAAAAAUGUCACAAUGUAGAAUGUUUUUAACAUUGUAGUAUGAGUAUUUUAAGGUAUUUCACAAUGUAGAAACCUGAAUGUUUGCCCCUUUCAAUUGAUUUCAGCGUGAUAUGGAUAUUAGCCCUGGGAAAAAUCCAGGCUCUGAAAUGAGAGUUACUAUUUAUGUGAUUUAACAAAAAGUGACUAACACAAAAAGAGCUGUGCCACUUACCAUGUUGGUGACCCACUUGAAUCAAAAUGCAACACUUCAAAAUGUAGCUAGCUGUUUUAUACAAGUUGUCCUCUAAACAGUGAUGUACACAUUAUUCCCAGAUUCCGUGUGUUUUUUUAGCUAUUAGUUUUAACAGGACGUGCAACCUCAUCUCCCUCCUCUCAGCACAAUUGAUUUCAACAUGAUAUCGAUGAGUGAUGACAAAUAAGUGUUGCAUUCCUUUGUAAAUUGAUAUGCAGCACUCCAAAAUGUAGCUGACUGUCAUCUGCAGGUUGUCCUCUAACCAGUGAGGUAAACGAUAUC